CUGGGACCAACCUGCCGUACUCUGUGAUAACUCACUGCCACUCCCUCAGGCGCUCUUCAUUACAGAAUCAUAUCCUCGUGAUUAUCACACAUGGAAGAUGCAUCCUAUCGGAAGAUAAACUCAGUUUUGGGGUUUAUACUAAAUGAACGACAGUGGUGUGGCGAGCUGGGAUCUGUACGGAAGUAAUGUUUUACUGACACAGUUUUGUUUAAGUGUACAAUCGAAUUUGGAAAUCUUGUUUUGUGUGAUAACAGUGUGCAGAAGAACGGGGUGUAAAUAAGUGCUAAUUUUGGAAUCUAGAAACCUGGCACAUUUCGAAGACGAUUAUUCAUAAUUUGUUUUAUUCUUUCUGUUGUCAGCAAAGAUAAUGAAACAUCCUCCAUUGCUCAGAGUCAUUACAACUACAGGAAGUACAUGAAACUUAUCAGGAGAGGUUGCUGUAACUUGGUGGAGAGGAGAUAAUUGACCCUGGUGAGCUAAACCACAAACAAGCUGGGCCGGCCUCCUAGUUGAGGUCUGCUUGAGUAUUUUGCGGUUCUGCAGGAGGCAGAAAGCUUUGGGUUGUAGUGAGGAGCCAGUCAACUCGCUCAAGACCGACGAACAGGAUGGUUAAGCUACUGAAUAUCCUACUGCAGCGGUCAGAUGAAUCCAUCUCAUGGGGCUUCCGACUCCAGGGCGGCGCCGACUACAAGAAACCACUCACCAUACAGCGGGUAACGCCGGGGACGCUAGCGGCGCAGCACCUCACUGUCGGGGACACGCUGGUCAUGAUCGAGGGCCACGACGCUCGAUCUCUCUGUCACUUUGAUGCCUACGAUCUGGUCAAGGCAGCCGGCAACCGCGUGGAGCUUACCAUCAGGAAGGUCGACGACUCACAGCACCUGGUGGCGGAGAACUUAUCCCAUCAGGAGAAACUCGAGCAACAGGUGGUUGAGGAACGACAGUUGGAGCUAGAACGGAGGCGUCAGAAGGAACUCCAGCGUAAGGCCCUGUCUGCAACUUCUCCUUCGGUCUCUCAGUCCCCGCAACAGCAAACUCAGUCCCCACAAGGAGUCUCCUCCUUACCGCAGCGUUUUCCCUCCCCUCUCAGACAAAUGCAAUCGUCGCCAAACAGAUUCUCCUCCCCACUCAACUUGCCACAGUCCCCCCCUGUUAAACAUUAUUCGUCUCCGCCACACUUUAGUCAGGAUGUGAUGCAUCAGAUGUCUUCCCCGUCCACCCAGUACGCCACUCCCCCACAGUUCUCAUCGCCGACAGAGACGUUCUCGUCUCCUCUUCCAAGUUUUUCGACGUCGUCGUACUCUACACCACAACAGGUGUUUUCUCCACCGCACAUGUUUUCACCCACACAGCUCCAACAGUUGUCUCAACAGGAGCCUCAACAGGAGCUUCAACAGCAACCGCAACAGCCCCUGCAGCCUUCUCUGAAUUCCCAACAGCUGUCGGCGAAGCUUCAGCUGUUACAAUCUCAGCACAGUCCUCAGAUGCAGUCCAUGAGUCAGUCGUCCUUCCAGACCUUCCAACAGACGUAUCACGAGACACAAACAUCACAACAAACCGUCCAGUGCUCUCAAUCCACGUCUCAAGUACCCACGGCACCAAAGUCAUAUUUACCAAAGAAAGUAAAAGAACCACCCAUGGAGAUCCAGGACCCUCAGUUGUUGACAGAGGAGCAAAAACGAAAACAACUACAACAGUUGAUCCUGGAGAAGCUACGACUGGAGGAACUGAUGAUGAUCGCCAAGAGGAGAGAGUCAACCCCUAACCCACAGUCGCCGACGAGUCGUAAGGAAUUACCAGCAGUUGUUCAAGGAGGUGCGUCGUCAUUGACCAAAGCGGAGCAGUCGGCAGCAAUUGUUAAGGAGCAAUAUUCACCGCCAGGGUUCAUUCAAGGAAGUGCGUCGGCAGUAAUUAAGGCAGAGCAGUCAGCAACAGUUGUUAAGCAGCAUUUUUCAUCGUCGGGGUUAUUUCAAGGAGGUGCCACAGCAUUAAGCAAAGCAGAGCAGUCCUCAACAGUUGUCAGGGAGAAAAAUUCAUCAGUUAUGAGCGGGCAGUCUUCGUCAUAUGCUAAAGAAGAGUCGUCUUCCAUAAUCCAGCAGCAGUCUUCACCAGUAACCCAAGCACAAACAGUCCUGACUAAAGAGCGUUCGCCGUCCAUCAAGAGGGAAACGUCCCCAAUGAUAAAGAAAGAAGCAUCGCCUACUCCUAAGAAGGAGAAGGGAUCUUCAACUUUAAAGAGGGACGACAUGCCAAUAAAGCGGAAAGAAGAUGAAGAGAAACUCCGAGAACAGAACAGAAUCCGAGACGAUCAGAUCAGAAGGAUGCAAGAGAGAAAGUUGGAGGAGAAGAGAAAAAAAGGAGCUAUCAAGAAAUACGAAAGCCAGUCCACUGACGACGUCCGGAACAAGAGCGCAAAGGAGGAACGGCAUCUCAGAUCAGAAGAACGGAGACUUAAGGAACAGAUCACCACGGCCGAGAAGAGACGCUCGGAUGGCGCCAAAUACCAGAGGGAAGGCGCGAAGAGUGAGGCGACGAUGGACACGAGUGGGGAGGACGGAGCGAGAUGUAUGGAGGACUCGAAGAAGCUCCUGGCUGAACAGAAGAAAAAGGACAAAGAAUUGAUUGCGGCAGAGAGGAAGAAGCAAGAGGCGAGGAAGAAAAUAGAAGACCAAAAGAAACGAGAUGAGGAGAGGAUGAUGAUGUUUAGCCAAGAACAGAGGAAACAAUACGAACAGAUUGCCAUGCAGGAGAAGAAGAGAGUAGAGGAGAAACGCAAGCAAGAAGAGAAGAAGAAGCUACAGGAACAAUUUAAGAAGGACCAGCAGAGAAUACAAGAGGAGAUGAAACGAAAAGAGGAGACGAAGAAAAAGGAAGAAACCAAGAAGAGGGAACAGGAAGAGAGGAGGCAAAGGGAAGAACAAAAACGAAUAGAAGACGAGAGACAAAAAUUAGCAGAGGAGAAAAGAAAGGAGGAACAAAUGAAGGAAGAACAACAAAAAGCAGAAGAAUUGAAACGGCAGUUGGAGGAAGCGAGACGAAGAGAAGGGGAGAGACGAAUGGAAGAACAGAGGUGGAUGGAGGAACAAAAUCGAUUGGAGGAAGAGAAAAGGAAAGAAGAGGAGAGGAGGAAAGAGGAAGAGAGGAGGAGGGAGAAAGAGAAGAGGAUUGCAGAAGAGAGGAGGAUAGCAGAAGAGAAGAGGAUAGCGGAAGAGAGGAGGAUAGCGGAAGAGACGAGGAUAGCAGAAGAGAGGAGGAUAGUGGAAGAGAGGAGGAUAGCAGAAGAGAAGAGGAUAGCAGAAGAGAAGAGGAUAGCAGAAGAGAAGAGGAUAGUAGAAGAGAGAAGGGUAGCAGAAGAAAAGAAACGAGAAGAAAAACGGAAGGAAGAAGAGAAAAAAGAGGAAGAGAAGAAGAAAAAGGAAGAAGAGAAGAGGCGAAAGGAAGAAGAAAGGAAGAGAAAAGAGGACGAGAAGAGAAGAGAGGAGGUGGAAAGGAGGAUGGAAGAAAAGAAACGAAAAGAAGAGAUGAAAGUGGAAGAAGAAAAACGAAAGGAGGAAAGACAUUUAGCGGAGCAGAGGAAAGCAGAGGAGGAGAAGAAGUUAUACGAACAACUAAGACAGGCGGAAGAGCAGAAGAAGCUACUAGCAGAACAGCGUAGUGAAGGAAUGCGAAAAUCCGAAGAACGAGAGUAUGUGGAGGAAGAGAAGAGACGAGAAGAUCAGCGGAUGAAGGACCUGAAGAAGAGUGAAGAAGAGGCGGAGGAGCAGUUGCGUCUAGAGGAGAUGAAGAGGCAGGAGGAGGAGAGGAUGAGGGAAGAAGCAGAAGCUUACGAGAACUAUCGCCGACACCUGGAGGAGAAGAAACGCGCCCACCUCUACGACUCUGACGACUAUGCCUCCGAGUGGGACAGUGUGCCCGAGGACGAAGACGAUUCGCCUCAACACGAGGAAAAGUUCGCAGAACUCCACGCUCAAAGUGAGGAGGAGUUGUAUGAAGCACAGGAAAAGUCGAUUCGAAAUCUAGAGCGACAAAUCCGCAAACAAAAUGAACGAGAGAAACGUCGACGAUCAUCAGAAAGAACCCCAACGAAUGAAGAGCUGAUGCAGCAGGCAGCUUUACUACGGCAGCAGCAACAGCAGGCGGUCAAGCAGAAGCUGCAACAGUCGCAAUCACGGAGGGCUCACUCCGCCAGCACCGGGGACCUGAGGAGCUCCAAGACUCUGCCGGUCACUAAGUUCAGCCCUGACCCCAUGGAGUUUGGUUUCCGUCCCAUCGAAAAACCUCACGGUAAGCUGUCCAAGUCGACGGGUAAUCUGAGUGGUGGUGCAUCGGCGGCUGCGGCAGCAGCUGUGGCGGGAGCAGAGGCGGGGGCAGGGGCGGGAGUGGAGGCUCUGACGGAGAUCUCCAUCGAAAAAGGUGCCAGUUGGACAGUACCUCACUCCCUCUCCAGCAGCUUGGGAGACCUUCAGCAGGUAUCGUCCAAGCCGCCACUGCCAGCUACCAAGGCCAAGACCAGACUCCGCCACGCCACCAGUGAAGAGACACUCACUCGCUCCAACAACCCUCGGAAGGCAAAGUAUUCUUCUUCUUCUUCUUCUUCUUCUUCUUCUUCUUCUUCUUCUUCUUCUUCUUCUUCUUCUUCUGCCAGUGCCCCUGACGGUGUCCUCCUCAACAGGCCCUCGGAGGAUCCUCGGAGGUACACCUACGCCGCAGGUGAGGGUGAGUUCUACCUGGACGACUCUGCAGACGUUGAGGCCAUUGACUACAACCGCCUCUUGAGCGAGUACUAUGCAGCCUACUACGAGGCCUACUACCAGAGCUAUUACAGAGAAGGUGACAAAGGCAGUGAACUCUUGCUUACUGGGGGUGUGGCAGAAUACCGGAUGCCCUGGUAUGAAACUGCAUAUCCUGUAGAAAUUAGGAAGAAUAUAUUUGCUAACAGUGACAAUGUAAUGCACUUGACUCUUGAAGAAACGUGCAGUAAAUAUGUCAUUCUUGUCUUUUAG
Homarus americanus (American lobster) is the source of this 5003-nucleotide messenger RNA. RefSeq names its product golgin subfamily A member 6-like protein 22. The coding region runs from base 606 to 5003 and encodes 1465 amino acids. NCBI's taxonomy places the organism in Eukaryota, Metazoa, Arthropoda, Malacostraca, Decapoda, Nephropidae. The transcript is spliced from 8 exons. Gene Ontology annotation, biological process: muscle structure development; actin cytoskeleton organization. The record is from RefSeq and is a predicted model, not a curated record. Gene Ontology annotation, cellular component: filamentous actin; adherens junction; Z disc. Gene Ontology annotation, molecular function: actin binding; muscle alpha-actinin binding.